Molecule: messenger RNA, 2692 nt
Organism: Diachasma alloeum
Lineage: Eukaryota; Metazoa; Arthropoda; Insecta; Hymenoptera; Braconidae
Product: probable ATP-dependent RNA helicase DHX35
Exons: 11
Coding region: 343-2628 (761 amino acids)
Cellular component (GO): intracellular anatomical structure; catalytic step 2 spliceosome
Molecular function (GO): ATP binding; RNA binding
Source: RefSeq, a predicted model, not a curated record
UAACACCAUCAUUUAUCUUUUAGAGAAAUAUCAAUCUCUCGUUCUAAUCGGUGAGACAGGAUGUGGAAAGAGCACUCAGGUGCCUCAGGUAAUUACUCCCUAAAAGAAUCAAUAAAUAAAAGAAGAUAAUGUAAAAAAAACAGUCUGCUGCCAUGAGUAUCCAAGUGACAUGAAUAGGCAAGACUACUCACCCAAGAUCAAUCAAGAAUUCAAAGCCACUCUUCUAUCUAUCGAGGGCGAGAUAAAUGCGUUAAUUUUUUAUUCCCUAGCAGUUGAUAAUAUUUUUCAAAGAGAUAAGAUCGCAUAUGUUGAGUGUGUUCGAGUAAGAGUGAGAGUAAUGAAAUGGACAAGUUGAUUAAUAUGAACAAGUGUCACAGAGUAUCUGAGGAAAAUAAUUGUUUCAAACACCGAACAAAAAUGGGUUUCGCACACUCGGAAAAACGUCAGUGGCUAACCGCAGUGAUAAUAUAUAUCCUAUUCUGUGCUGUAAUGGAUCGUAGAUUGCAUUAUCGAAUGCAAAAUUAUGGUGUACGAGCGACGAGCAAUGCCAGUGAAGCCAACUAUGUAUCAAGCAUUAUUCCAUGUGACUUAGAUCCACUGUGUGUUGUUACGAUAAAAGGACUUACAUUAGAUUAUAUAAACUUCUAUAUACUUGGCCCAUUGGCUGGACUAACUGAGAAACUAAUGAGAUUGAGCCAGAGCACGUGGGUGUCACCCAAUAUGAUAAGCAUAACUCACGUGUUUGUUGCUAUUGUAGCUGGACAAUUGAUCAGUAGAAAAUCACUGACGCAUCGUAGACUCGGAGUGGUGGCAUUUCAAUAUUUACUGGAGGCAGGGUGGUGUACAGAUGGGAAAAUCGUUGGAAUAACAGAGCCAAGAAGAGUGGCUGCAACAUCUCUCGCCAGUCGAGUUGCUGAUGAACGGGGGUGUAUAUUGGGAACAGACGUUGGUUACUCCAUACGUUUCGAUGACGGCACCGACAGCACCACAAAAAUCAAGUACAUGACUGAGGGAAUUCUCCUGCGAGAGAUGAUGGGCGAUCCCUUGCUAACUAAAUACUCUGUCAUUAUCCUGGAUGAGGUUCACGAGAGAACGUUACUGACUGAUAUAAUCAUGGGGCUGUUGAAGAAAAUUCUAAAGAAACGUAAAAGCUUGAGGAUUAUCGUUUCAUCGGCUACGGUAGAUGCUGAAGAACUUCGGGAUUUUUUCAAUGGAAAUACAAGCAAGGAUGCUGGGAGAGAUACUGCGUGUAUUCUGAGUGUGGAGGGGCGUUUGUAUCCCGUAGAUAUAUUCUACGUGGCGGAACCAGUUCCUGAUUAUGUGAAAGCAGUAGUUGAUACAGCUGUGAAGAUCCACGAGAAUGAGGAGCCCGGGGAUAUUCUGGCAUUUUUAACUGGCAUGGACGAAGUGGACCGAGCGGUAUCACUAUUGCAGGAACAUGGAAAACUCGUUAAAGAAGGAAAACAAAAAAUUAUGCCUCUUGCUAUGUACGGAUCGUUAACCAAUGCGGAGCAAUUGAAAGUAUUUUGGAGAGCCCCGAAAGAUACGAGAAAAAUUGUCGUAGCUACGAAUAUCGCUGAAACAUCCAUUACCAUCUCCAAUAUUGUCUAUGUAAUUGAUUGUGGUUUUGCAAAAAUCCCCUGGUUCGACGUUGAGACCCAAACAAAUAGUCUUAUUGUGGCACCAGUGUCAAAAGCAUCAGCGGAUCAAAGAGCAGGCAGAGCUGGACGAGUUCAAUCGGGAAAAGCCUAUAGACUUUACACGGAAAAAGCGUACGAUGAUUUGAUUGACGCUACACCAUCGCAAAUGCAGAGAUCUGAUCUUGCCCCGGCGAUCCUUCAGUUGAAAGCGCUAGGCAUCGACAAUGUUCUUCGGUUCAAUUUUCCAUCCGUACCGCCGAGUAAAAACCUACUAGCCGGUUUCGAACUGUUGUAUGCUCUGGGAGCUAUUGAUGAUAAUGGAGUAUUGACGAAUCCUGUGGGAAUCACUAUGGCUGAGAUGCCACUGGAGCCAGUAUUCGCUAGGUGUCUAAUUGCUUCAGGAGAAAUGAAUUGUUCAGAGGAAAUCACAACAAUUCUAGCCAUGCUACAAGUCGAAAAUGUCUUAAUCCGGCCGGGUGGAGGACAGGCGUCGAUAAGAGCCCGAAUCGCUCAUCGUAAAUUUGAAGUGGAAGAGGGAGAUUUGUUAACGCUGUUGAAUAUUUACACAGCAUAUGAGAAGAACAAAUCGACCAGCUGGUGUCAGAAGCACUUCUUAAACUCCAAAGCGUUGAAACGUGCCUCGGAAAUCCGAACACAAAUGCGACGUCUGAUAAAAACAUUGAACAUUCCGUUGCAUUCCUGCGAGGGCGACACGACUCGACUCUUGAAAUGCAUAACAACGGGAUUGUUCCCCAAUGCUGCAUAUCUGCAUUAUAGUGGGGUUUACAAAACAUUGAGGGGCAAUCAGGACUUGUAUAUUCAUCCCAACAGCUGUUUAUACACUCUUCAACAGCCGCAAUGGUUACUAUUCUGCGAGAUUCUACAGACUAACAAAAUUUACAUGCGGGAGCUGACGGUCAUAAAAUCAGAGUGGCUGUUGGAAUUGGCCCCUCACUUUUAUCAACGUACGAGUCUGAAUAGUAUCUAAGAUGAAAUUGUACCUUGUGUUAAUUUAAGAAAUUGCAUUAAACAUUGAAAUCGUGUAAAUAAAA